AUGGGCGUAGAUAUUAUCUCCCUGGUGUCGCUCAUAUAUCAGGCCGGCGGUGCCGUCAUCCACCAGUGCAAGCUCGUCAAGCAGUGUCCCGGGCAAGCCGCACGCCUCGCGAUGCGGACGCAGAACGUCCUGGGGUUGCUGAGUUCGGCAGCGGAACAAUUCGAGGGCAAUGUGGCUCUUGAGACGAGCCUGCUGGAGCUCCGAAACGUGCUGCUGCGGGUUAUCCAGCUGGUCGAACGGUGCAAGCAGCCUGCGCGGUUCUCGGCAAAGGUGCUUCGUGUUUUUCGCAUCAAGGCCACCAAAGAAGCCCUCGUGGGAGCUGAGGCGGACCUCGAGCGCGUCACGCGAGACCUCCGCCUACCGUUGCUGACGGACAUCAAAUGCCAGCUUGGCGAGAUCAAAGAUCACGUCGUGAACGAUCCUCAGCAAGACAGGGCUGCUGCUGCCGUUACAACCGCCGCCGCCACGGCUAACGGCGACCAACAACAACAACAAGCGGCGGCGGCAGCGGCAGCCGCGACCGCGUUGAAGAGCCAGGGUCGGGCCGCGGACCCGCUGGACUGCGCGGAUGAAGCGCUGAUACAGAAGGCGAGAGACGCAAUCGACCGAGGGAUGAUGGCCCGCAGCACGAACGGCUCUACCGUCGGAGAGGUCAUCCGCGGGGAAAUCGCGAAGUCGGGAGUAGUGAGCCCCCUCACAGAGACCGGCGGCGGCAACCACGGCGCCGGUGGCGGCGAUGCGGAUCGCACCGCCGGCAGUCUCAUCGUCCACGUAAAGCGCGUCCGAUUCGAGGCCCUGGAGGAAGAGGAGCAACUGGGCCUGGGAACGUUCGGUGUGGUGCUGGCGGCGAGGUACUUCGGCCGCGACGUGGCCGUCAAGAAGGCUCGGGCUGCCUGCACCAGCCGGACACUCGAGGAUUUCCGGCAAGAGGCCGAACUUCACUUCGCGAUGCGCCAUGACAACAUCGUCGAAGUCAUCGCCUUCAGCGUUGGGGACGCGGUCCACCCCCCCUGCCUGGUCAUGGAGAGGAUGGACGAGUCGCUCUAUGAACUGCUGAGCCUGCAGCUCAGCAUCAACUUCCCGUGGGCCCUCGGAAUAAUACACGAUGUGUGCAAGGCCCUUCACUUUCUGCACGCACAUAACAUUGUGCAUAGAGACAUUAAGAGCCUCAACGUCUUGCUAGACGCAGGAGGCACGGCCAAGCUUUCAGACUUUGGCCUCGCCCAAGUGAGCUCGACCGUCAACAAGGACACCGGCGGCACAUAUCACAGCAAGGUUGGUUCGGACUUCUGGAUGGCGCCGGAGGUUCACGUGCAUCGGAAGGCCACCGCUCUGUCGGACAUCUUCAGCCUGCACGUCGUCAUGUGGGAGAGUGAGCGCACCCCGGUAGGCUCAAAGCAGCCACGAACCCCCCUCCUUACGGCAAUAGUGUACAAGGAGCCAGAACCGAAGCAACCGCUACCGGAACAGUUGGCCUGCUAG
This is a messenger RNA of Ectocarpus siliculosus, 1482 nucleotides long. The record is from the annotation of a GenBank genome assembly. NCBI's taxonomy places the organism in Eukaryota, Phaeophyceae, Ectocarpales, Ectocarpaceae.